UGAUGUAGCGCGCGCCGUGUGGACUGCAGCAGGCCGCGCGCACGCCGAGAGAAAUCAGUCGUCGCGAGGCAAGCAGUACAGCAGCCGUGUCCCGUGUGCCUGUAUAGUGCGUCGUGAUCGUGCUCCGUAUUUACAUACGUAACACAGAACAGCAUACAUAAAUAUAUUUACACGCAUUCGCUCCGAACUAAUAGGCGUCGAAGAACGCACCUACACCCGCGUACGUCUAUCAAUCCGAGACUCCGCGAUACACAUCGCAGCUGUGUGUCUGUGUGUGUGUGUGUUGUGCCCGCGCGACUGCGAGGCGUAUUUUAUAGUACACGAGACCGAGAGAGCAGUCGCGAGUAGUAAGUCGAGCGCGUGUGUUUGUCAGUUGCGUGCAGUGUGUUGUACAUAGUAUACAAGUGCAAUUGAUCAUCGUCGAUAGCAGCUCGCAAGAGUUACAAAGACUGCAGCACAGAGGCCAGAGAGCAGCGUGUGCGCCGUUGUUUUGGGCUUUUUUCUUUAUUAUCAUCGCUCGCCCUUUGUGAGAGAGCCUCUGUUACAUACACAUAUGACUCUAUAUAGAUAGCAUUAUAUACUCGGUGCACUCGCAUGCAGUAUACGUCGAGAGCUAUGUAGUAACUACAGUGGAUCGCUACUAUCUACACUGCAGCUGUGCUACUGCUACUACUCUACCUACUACAUACUACGAUGAUAGUAUACGCGCUAUUCUGCGCUAGAAGCAGCAACAGCAGCACACGGGGUUAUGUUACGUCCCGAUAAUAGUGGGUGGUAACACCAACCGACUGACUUGCGGGGUUACUUCUGGCAGGCAGGGCGCGUGCACCUCGCCCCGUAUCUACUCUUGUGUGCAUCGAGCAGCUCGCGUGUGAAUAUAGACUACCGCGCGUGCGGCUCCGUGCAGGCGAAUAAACUUUUCCGUCACUCCUCUUUUACGGAGUUGUAGCUUUGUCGUUGUUCUUAUCGUUUCGCGCGUGAGCAAUUUUUGAAUUGAAACAAAAGUUAAAUAGUAGCGAAGAACCCUCAUCAACAAUGAGCCCCGCGCCAGCCCAAAGCGACGCUGAUACCGGUGCUGGUGUCGAUGCUGGCCCGCUCAUCGCUGGCGGAGGCGUUGCUGCUAUUAUCAAAGAUGACAUUACCGCCAACAUCGAGAAUAACGUGGGUAGAAAACCAGGCAAAAAUAUACUCAAAAGAACUUUUUCACAUAUAACCGCCAAAAGAAGAAUGAAAGGACAAAGAGAUUUGCCUGUAAAAGACACAAUUGUACCAUCUAAUGAACAGUCCAAUGAUUUGGAUUUGAGUCGUUCAAAUUCUGCUAGAAGAAAAGUAAAUCGAUCAUUAUCUAUCAAAGAAUUGCCUAGAAUCUUAAAGUCUGCCUAUCAGCGAUUCACUCAAGUAGGCAUACAAAAUCACAAGGGAAGCAGUGAUGGUAUAGAAUCUAGUGCUAAUGACAUAAGGGUACCUUUGUCGAGGCCCGCUCAUAUACCACCAGAUAUGAUUCCUGGUGUCAUAGGUUUAAGGAAUCAUGGCAAUACGUGCUUCAUGAAUGCAGUUCUGCAGUGUUUAUCGCAUACCGAUGUGUUAGCAGAAUACUUUGUAUUAGAUAAUUACAAAGCAGAUUUAGGGAGAAAGAAAAACUCUAAAAAGUACGGUACCAAAGGUGAAAUAACAGAACAAUUAGCAUUAUUGCUCAAAGCUAUUUGGAGUUGUCAGUAUGAUCCAGAGAUGAGCACAGCUUUCAAAAGUGUAGUUGAUAAGUACGGUAGUCAGUAUAGAGGAAAUUUGCAACACGAUGCACAGGAAUUCCUACUUUGGCUGCUGGAUAAAGUGCAUGAAGAUUUAAAUCUGGCAACAAAUAAGAAAUAUAAAAUUAUCAAGAACUCGUUCGGCCAUCCGGAAAUCGUAGCCGCCGAGACCCUGCAGAACUACGAACGCUGCAACUUCUCGUUCGUCCAUCAGGUGUUCCAGGCGCAGUUCCGCUCGAGCCUCACCUGUCCGCGAUGUCAGAAGCAAUCCAACACGUUCGAUCCGUUUUUAUGCGUCUCGGUGCCGGUGCCCCAGAGCCAGAAGCUCAUGAGCCUGUACGUCAAUGUGCUGUACACGUCGCAGCAGCCGCGACAGGUCAAAAUCGGCGUGAGCGUCGCCCAGACGGCCAAUGUCAAGGAGCUGCGCGGCAUACUGGCCAGCGACACGGGCAUCGACGAGAAUCACAUGCUCCUCACCGAGGUCCACGACGAAGGUUUUCACCGACUCGAUAUGCCCCACAGAACGUUCUCCGACUGCCAGCCGCUCUCGGUCAUCACGGAAAACGACCCGCUCUACUGCGUCGAGCUGCCCCAGCUCAAGGAGCCCUCGGAUCAGGCCUACGUGCUGCUCGUCUGGAUCAACGUCCUCGUCAAGGGCGACCUGAGGCAGCGCUUCGGCAGCCCCUACACGAUGCAGGUGUCGCGCGAGACUUCCUACGUGGAUCUGCAGAAGCUCCUGCUCAAGGAGAUGCACACGACCCUGGUGGACGACGUGCUCACCAGCGGCCAGGAGCCCGGCCUGUUCAACAUCAGGGUGGCUGAUCCGGCCUCGACCCCGGCCCAGGACGAGCACCCCUGCAUCGAUCCGGGCGUCGAGCAUCCGCUGUACACGGAGCAAAUCGAGCAGGCACUGGCGCUGUGCGCCGACGACUCGGGCCCGGCCCACGUCAAGCUCAUCCUCGAGUGGGACGAGUCCACCAAAGACAUGAUCAUACACGACGACAGCGAUCAGGUCGAGGAGCACGCCAGCGUCAAGCAACUCAAAAACAGCGUCGAGUCCGGCGGUACGGUUACGCUGGAGGAAUGCUUCGAUCUUUACACGCGAGAGGAAACUCUGGGCGUCGAGGACGCCUGGCACUGUCCCUACUGCAAUCGCAAGCAGGAAGUCGUGAAGAAGCUCGGACUGUGGUCGCUGCCCGACAUCCUCGUCAUACAUCUCAAGCGCUUCCGGCAGCAGUCCAAGCAGCGAGCGACUUCCAAGCUGACGAUGCUCGUUGAUUUUCCGCUCUACGGAUUCGACAUGACGCCGCACUUGGCUCGCAACGGCGUGCAGUCCCAAUCGAUACCGCUGCCGAGCCACCACACGGUGAGCAACGGAAACGGCCUGGGCACACUGGGCUGGUCGCCCUGGAAGAAACCGAGGGCGCGCCCCAACAAUCUGCACAAGUACGACGAGACCGUUUAUGAUCUCUACGCCAUUUGCAAUCAUCAUGGACAGGAUUUGCAGGGUGGACACUAUACAGCAUACUGUCGAAAUCCAUACGAUACCCAGUGGUACUGCUUCGACGACACGCGAGUAGAGGCUGUGAACGAAACGAAUCUCGUUACCAAUUCGGCUUACAUGCUGUUUUAUCAGCGACAGAGUCUGAGCAGCAAGCCUUCGACGGCUACGUCUUCGGCGGCCUCAACCUCUUCCGCGGGCUCCGGCGUGGAUCACUGGGUCUCGAAAAUGCCGCCCUUCCAUUACCGAAGCAACAGCAGCAACAACAAAACCGUCCCCGCGACGAUCACUACUCAGCCCACCAAUGAGCAGACCAACAAUCUCUCGAGUAACAAGCUGAGCAAGAGUCAGGAGGCCUUGAACCAGGACAAAACUGUCGCCGAAAAGAAUGCCAACAACUUCAACAGGGGCAGCAGAAAUUAUUCGACGUUACAGCCACCCAAGAGGAGAGAUACUCUGAAUAUGGCUGAUGAAGAGACGACAAAGACUACCGAUAACGACACGAUAGAAACGAACGGCAGAGUCGAAUGGACAAACUCAGAAUCGCCGAAAACAUCAUCGCCAAGUGCGCUAACAACUCAAAUACAAAUGUCAGUGGCAAAGACUACAAUAGGAGACAUCGACGAUUCAGAGCAGGAUUCAACGAUAUUGCAUGAAUCAACAUUGUAAUAAGUUCGAUGAAAAUGAUGCAUCGCAGCCAUUUGGCUCAAUUAUUACUGUGCCUGCUUUCUAAACUUGGAAACUGUGCCUGCAAUUGCGUUGUAUAUAAAACGAACAUUACUCGACUAAAUUCACUCAAAACGAGAUCGUACGUUGACGACUAUAUAGCUUGGGACUUUGUUACUGAUACAUUUAAGAUCUUUCUAGCCCCCUUGUCAACAAACUAACGUACCAACAAAAAAUAUCAUUUAUUGUAUUGUAUACAAGAUUUUUGCCAACGCGAGUUUUUUGUCAAAGAAAAAACACAAUAAAUGUAGAUAUUUGGAUUAUCACUUGAUCAUAGUUAUGUGUUUUGUCGAUAUUAGAAUCAUCAAAAACUGUGGUUCGAUAUUAUUAUAUUUGUAAUCUAUGUAAAAAAGAGAACUGAAAAGUGCAACAUGUUGAUUUUGAAUAAAUUGACAAUAUAGUCGUUGUUUUAAGCUUGACCGAUAGUUGUCUACUGUAUAAAAAAUAUUUAAAGAAAUGCAAUCGAUGAUUUCUUUAUAAAUUAAAAUCUUAUUAUUAUAGCACGAAAAUUAUUCUUGUGAACUGUACGCUUGGUUUUGAAAUGAAAAUUAUUGUCUACUAUGUGAUAACUCUGAAGCAGGCUUUAUUAUCUCUUAACUACAAAGUGAACUUCUGACCAGAUCAAGUUCAAGGAAAUUUUUAUUCGCGAAAAGUCCAUGAAGUUAUGAAAAAUGUGAUAUGGAAUUACGAAUAAAAAGUUUGUAAGAUUUAAAAGUAAUACUGAAGAUAACUUUGAAAGUUCUCAAGUCCUGAUUUUUAUUUUGAAUUAUAUAAAUAAAAGUUAAGUAGAGAAUGAAUGAGAUAAAACAAUAGAAUUUAUAUCUGAGGUAUUAUUAUUAAUUAUAAGCAUAAAUAUUUAUAAGAUAUGUAACAGAGUUGCAAUUUAUUAUUUUUAAGAUUUAUUGAAAUAAUCUUAUGAAAAAACCUAAGUACAGUUUCUAAAUUAGUUUAAGUAAAUUAUAUAGCUUGAUAAUGAAGAUUUUAUAUAUAAAUAAUUCUGUGUGCGUGAGUGUCCAGCAAUGAUAAAGAACCAAUAAACUAUUUUAAAUCACUCAAAAUGUAAUUGAGUUAUGUUCGAUAUUAUUGUCAUCUUCGUUAUUUCACAUCAAUUAAAAUUAUUUAAAUUGUAGUAAAGUCGAAGGAAAAUUUUGAGACAAUAAUGAUUAUUGUUCAUUUUGAUUUUCGUAAAUUCAAGAAAAUUACUUUCAUUUGUAGUGAGAAAAAUUCCUGCAAAGUGGUACGAGAUUUUGAGGAUUAACCAAUGUUUGAUUGCUCGUCAAAUUGUUCUAUUUAUAUCAUACCUACUAGUGGCCUUAAAUCUUCAGUAGACAAUGAUUGUAAAUUCAAUCAGUCCUUAAGAUUAAAAUUAUACUUCAUUUCGUUUAUUGUAAAA
Molecule: messenger RNA, 5368 nt
Organism: Trichogramma pretiosum
Lineage: Eukaryota; Metazoa; Arthropoda; Insecta; Hymenoptera; Trichogrammatidae
Product: ubiquitin carboxyl-terminal hydrolase 31-like
Exons: 7
Coding region: 1036-3918 (960 amino acids)
Biological process (GO): protein deubiquitination
Molecular function (GO): cysteine-type deubiquitinase activity
Source: RefSeq, a predicted model, not a curated record